AUGAAAGCGUAUAAAGAUAUAUUCCACUUACUUGUGGGGAAAGGCGCAGAUCUGUCCUUAGUGGAUGAAGAGGAAAAGACGAUUUUACAUAAGGCCUGUAUGGGAGGAAGUAUUGAGAUUGUUGAUUAUGUCCUUAGUGGUAAGCCUGUGGACAUAAACAUCAGAGACGACAAUGACGACACGCCAGUGAUGAUUGCAGCCAGAAAGGGACAUAAAGACGUCUUUGACCUACUGGUAAGAAAAGGAGCCGAUCUGACCCUAAAGGGCGACGAUGGCACUAUUCUGUACACGGCCUGUGAAGGAGGUGAUAUUGAAAUAGUUAAGUAUAUGCUUGGGCAAAACGUUUCAUCUAUUCACACAUGUGGCCCCGAAUGGUUCACACCAGUGCUAAAAGCAGCAAAUCACGGGCAUUGGGAAGUGUUUGAUUUGCUUGUUUUGAAAGAAGCCAGUCUUCUCGUAAAGUGUGAGAGCAUUGAAAACAUCCUACAUGCUGCCUGUACUGGAGGGAAUAUGAAAAUAGUGAAAUGUGUUCUUGAAAAGAAAAUUGUGAAUAUCAACAGUGAGGGAGUAUAUGGAGUGACUCCAGCAAUGGUAGCCGCUAGUCGGGGACACAAAGAUGUUUUCGACCUUCUGAUUGAGCAAGGAGCUGAUCUGUCAGUGGUGGACAAACAUGGCAGCAAUAUUCUCCACAAGGCCUGUGAAGGGGGUAAUAUAGAACUCAUUAAGUAUGUCCUCACAGAGGACAUUGUGGACAUCAACAGUCGGUCAAAUGAUGGGACAACAGCUGUGAUGGAGGCUGUUAAAUGUGGACACAAAGAGGUGUUACAUCUGCUGAGUAUUAACGGAGCCAAUAUGUCCACAACACAUAACUCUACUGGAUACAACAUUCUACAUUUUGCGCUUAUAUUUAAGCAAGGAGAGACUGCAAGAUAUAUCCUUACUCAGGACUUUGUCAGCAUCAACGUCACAAAUGGAAACGGAAUCACGCCAGUAAUGCUUGCUGCAUUGUGUGGAUAUAGAGAUGUGUUUGACUUACUUGUGAAGAAAGGUGCCGAUUUGACACAAGUGGAUGAUGAUGGCAACAGUAUCCUUCAUUUGGCCUGUACCGUCAACGUCCAGAUAGUGAAAUACCUCCUGUCCCAUAACACUGUGGACAUCAACACGAGGGGGAAAAAUGGUAGGACGCCACUUCUGGAGGCAGCAAACGAAGGAAAUGCUCUUACAUUUGAUGAACUUUUGAAGAAAGGAGCUAAUACGUCAAUGAAAGAUAAUGAAGACAACAACAUCCUUCAUUUGGCAACUACGGGAGGGUAUGCGGACCUUGUGAAAUACAUCCUUUCACAAGCGAUUGUAGAUGUGAGCGCCAAAAACAAAGAUGGAUAUAAUGCAGUGCAAAUAGCCGAAGGAGUGUUUCCUGCAAUUGUAAGUGUUCUUAAAAGGUAUUGA
Molecule: messenger RNA, 1446 nt
Organism: Haliotis rubra (blacklip abalone)
Lineage: Eukaryota; Metazoa; Mollusca; Gastropoda; Lepetellida; Haliotidae
Product: ankyrin repeat domain-containing protein 17-like
Exons: 1
Coding region: 1-1446 (481 amino acids)
Molecular function (GO): protein binding
Source: RefSeq, a predicted model, not a curated record